Molecule: messenger RNA, 2040 nt
Organism: Helianthus annuus (common sunflower)
Lineage: Eukaryota; Viridiplantae; Streptophyta; Magnoliopsida; Asterales; Asteraceae
Exons: 4
Coding region: 1-2040 (679 amino acids)
Source: RefSeq, a predicted model, not a curated record
AUGUCGCUAAAUCAACUAAGUCCAAUUGCUCAAGCGGAACUUGAAACUGGAACUACCACUCGCCCACCAAAGUUAAAAGGGGCGGAAGACUUUAGCACUUGGAAAACCCGAAUUCAAUCGUUCUUUGAGUACACGGACUACAAUUUGUGGCUCUAUGUUACCGCUGGACCUCAUAUUCCAACGGUAGUUCGAGGAGAUGCAGUAGUUGCUAACAAUGACGCUACUACCUUCACUGAUGAAGACAAAGCUCUCAUUCAACGUGAUCGUCGCGCACACGCUGCUCUAACCAUGGCUCUAUCAACCAACGAUUGCAACAUGUUUGAGGAGCACCGAACUGCAAAUGCACUCUGGAAUGCAUUAAUCGAGUACUAUGAAGGAAAUGAAGAACUGAUCGAAAGCAAGAGAGAUAUGGUGCAGAAACAAUACGACAUGUUUUGCGGAGUUCGUGGAGAAAGUCUUUCUGAUCACAUCAGUCGCUUUUUGAACAUGAUGACCAAAAUGAAGAAGGCAGGAAAUCCUGUUACAAAUCGUGCUGCAAUAAAGAAGCUGCUUGAUUCACUCCCCAAGGAAUGGAGCCUACAAUGCAUGAUGAUCAAGAAGGAUUUCCUCAACAAUCCUAAUCCUGUCACUCUGUCAGAUCUGAUCAACACCCUAAGAGCCUUUGAAAUGGAUGUUAACAAAAGAGAGAUGAACACUGCUGGAUAUCAACCUAAGUCAACUCAACCUUCAGCUGGAUUGAAGAAUGUGGCAUUUCUCGCUUCAGGGGGCAUCACUCCACAAGCUUCUGACUUAAUUUACGCGAACGCUUUCGCAAGCGCAUCUAAAGCCCCACAACUUGUUGAGAAGACCAUCACUGUGGAUACUCAAGCGUUGAAAGUAUCCACUGAAAAUGUGGCACUCUUCAACACAUUUCUGAGCAGCUACGAAGCCCUAAUGUCUGGGGAAUUGAAAAAGGAGAUGUUCACUGCUGAAGACAUGUAUCAGAAUCUAGGACACUUCAAGCGCGAUUGUCCUCUGUUAAAAGAAGGAAACAGUGAAACUACUCCUGCUGUAAAGCAAAUCACAGUUGAAGAGAACAAAAACAAUGCGUCUCCCAGCACGCCAAAAGCUUUAGUCGUUGAAGACUAUGAUUGGAGUGAGGAAAUCACUGAAGCAAAGGAGCAAGUUAACAAAGCCCUGAUGGCCAAGAUCUCAGGUGAAUCAUCUGCAAGGCAGUUUGAGAAGCAGACAGCUGGAAUUCCGACUGGAGACAAUGCUGCUGACAAGGGAUUGAAAAGCAUUCUUACUUCAGUGGAGACUUUUUCUUGUGAAUCUCCUGUAUUUGUGCCAGAAUUAAAAAGGAAUAGCUUUGGAAAAUUCCUUACAAAGGAAAUUCCCGAAUUUAUUCCUUCUAGAACAGGUAUGACAGAAUCAGAAAGGAGCGUCACUGAAGACCAAGAUAAUGAAGAUUCAAGCGUCACUACCACAGAAGACGAACAAACAUCAGAAAGUUCAACUGAAGAUCAGGUAACUAGUGAUGAAAGCUUCGAGUGUUCAAGUUGUGAAGCUAUUAAAGACCAAGAUUCAAAACGCUCAAACGACGAUCGAAGCUACAAUGGGUCAAGUUACGAAGCAAGUGAAGAACAAAGUUCGAGCGAGGACAACACAUCUGAAAGCUCACUCGAUUUAGACAGUGAUGAAGAACAUUCCGAAGAUGAAAGCAGAAAUAAACUCCAGAAAUGGCUUCGAAUGCUCAUGGAAUACAUCUGGCACGUCGACAGCGGAUGUUCAAGACACAUGACUGGGUUGAAGGAACUGUUGAAGAACUUCCGCUUUAUUGAUGGUGAUUUUGUGUCUUUCGCUGGCGACGAAAAGGGAGGAAAGAUUGUUGGAGUAGGAGAUGUGGUGUCCGAAGCCCUCACACUGGAGAAUGUCAACUAUGUUCCUGAGCUGUGCUAUAAUCUCAUGAGUGUUUCUCAAGUCUGCGAUAAAGGAAUCUCGGUGCUUUUCAAUGACGUGGAAUGCUUGUUCCUGAAGCCCGGUUAUGAUGUUCCUGCAUAA